Phyllostomus discolor (pale spear-nosed bat) is the source of this 2055-nucleotide messenger RNA. RefSeq names its product eukaryotic translation elongation factor 1 delta (gene EEF1D). Gene Ontology annotation, biological process: translational elongation. The coding region runs from base 56 to 1999 and encodes 647 amino acids. The record is from RefSeq and is a predicted model, not a curated record. Lineage: Eukaryota; Metazoa; Chordata; Mammalia; Chiroptera; Phyllostomidae. Gene Ontology annotation, cellular component: cytosol; eukaryotic translation elongation factor 1 complex. The transcript has 8 exons. Gene Ontology annotation, molecular function: guanyl-nucleotide exchange factor activity; translation elongation factor activity.
GGGGCUGGCGGUGCUCAACUGCCUUCUUGUGCUUGCUUUUAACGCUGCGCGGAAGAUGAGGAGCGGGAAGGCCUCCCGUGCCCUGGAGACCGUCUGGGAGGACAAGCAGAAGUAUGGGGAGGCCGAGCAGCACUGCCGUGAGCAGGAGGCCACGCGGGCCGCCGCCCAGCAGCCCCUGGCCCAGGCGCCAGCCGUGAACGGGCCGGGUCAGGAGGACGCGGAGGAGGCGGACGAGGCCGGGGCUCCCGGCGGCUGCGGGGGCGGCCCUGGGAAGAGCUGUGACGGGAGGCAGCCCCUGCAGAAGAAGAGGAAGCGCUCCCCGAAGAGCUGGCUGCACGGGGCGGACCUGGCCCUCGUGGGCCUCUCGGCCGACCACGUCUGGCUGGACAAGCCACUUUUCGACCAGGCGGAGAGCUCCUACCGCCAGAGGCUGGCAGACGUGGCUGCCCAGGCAGCCCGGCCAGCGGCUCUGGCUCCCAGGAGUCCCUGCAGCCACGGGAGCCAGGUGGCCUGCCACCACGUGACCUGGGGCAUCUGGGUCAACAAGUCUGCCUUCGACCAGGCCGAGCGGGCGUUCGUGGAGCGGUCUCAAGCUCUGCUGCCGGCCCCAGAGCGCAGCCGCGGGCUGGGCGCUGCUGACACAGGCCGGCGGGCCCCUGCCCUGGACCUGGCCCUCGGCCACCAGCCCGGCCCCCCGGCCAACGGCCAGCCCCCACGGGGCAGUCUGCAGGCGCUGGUGCGAGAGGUGUGGCUGGAGAAGCCCCUGUACGACGCCGCCGAGAGGGGCUUCUAUGAGGCCCUGUUUGACGGCCACCCCCCGGGGAAGGUGCGCGUGCAGGAGCGAGCCCUCCAGGCGGAGAGCGCCCGGCGGGGCCGCAGGGACCGGCGGUGCCGCAACAACGUGGGGAGCAGGCGCGCCGGGCUGCGGCGGGCUGAAGGGGAGGGGCUGCCGGCUGCCCUGCCCUGCUGGUACCUCCUGCACAGGGACGCCGAGGCCCCCUGGCUCAGCAAGCCCGCCUACGACAGUGCGGAGUGUCGCCACCAUGCCGCCGAGGCCCUGCGCGUGGCCUGGCGCCUCGAAGCCACGUCCCUGGCUCGCCGACCCAGCGCCCGGCCUGGGCCAUCCGUGUCCAGUCUGAGACCCAACAGGAAGAUGGCCACGGACUUCCUUGUGCACGAGAAGAUCUGGUUCGACAAGUUCCGGUACGACGAUGCAGAACGGCGGUUCUACGAGCAGAUGAACGGGCCUGUGGCCGGCGCCUCCUGCCAGGAGAACGGCGCAAGCGUGAUCCUCCGGGACAUUGCGAGAGCCAGAGAGAACAUCCAGAAAUCCCUGGCCGGAAGCUCAGGCCCUGGGGCCUCCAGUGGGCCCGGCGGAGACCACAGUGAGCUCCUUGCCCGGAUCGCCAGCCUGGAGGUGGAGAACCAGAGCCUGAAAGGCGUGGUGCGGGACCUGCAGCAGGCCGUCUCCAAGCUGGAGGCCCGGCUGAGCGUGCUGGAGAAGAGCGUGCCCGCCCACCGGGCCACAGCCCCCCAGACCCAGCACGUGUCCCCCAUGCGCCAAGUGGAGCCCCCGCCCAGGGGGAAGGCGGCGCCCGCGGCUGAGGACGACGAGGACGACGACAUCGACCUGUUCGGCAGCGACGAGGAGGAGGACAAGGAGGCCAUGCGGCUGCGGGAGGAGCGGCUGCGGCAGUACGCCGAGAAGAAGGCCAAGAAGCCCGCGCUGGUGGCCAAGUCCUCCAUCCUCCUGGACGUGAAGCCGUGGGAUGACGAGACAGACAUGGCCCAGCUGGAGGCCUGCGUGCGCUCCGUCCAGCUGGACGGGCUGACCUGGGGGGGCUCCAAGCUGGUGCCGGUGGGCUACGGCAUCCGGAAGCUGCAGAUCCAGUGUGUGGUGGAGGACGACAAGGUGGGCACCGACCUGCUGGAGGAGGAGAUCACCAAGUUCGAGGAGCACGUGCAGAGCGUCGACAUUGCGGCCUUCAACAAGAUCUGAGCCCUGGCGCUGGGCCCGCACGAGCCCCUGCUGCUAUUAAAGACUGAGACCCCUGC